AUGUACUAUGGGCCCAACAGACCGAAACGCCGAAGAACGCCGAACGGACUCGCAAAGUGUGCCUCGGGGGAGCACGCCGGCAGUUUCCCGCUUGCUACUGCGUCACCUGGGUCGUUCAGUCGGCGUGAGCAUAACGUAAUGAGGUCAUCAAGACCCGGAAGGACACCACUGAGAAUGGAGUCGGUUGAUACUGUGGCUCCUGUGCUUCCAACAACUCAGCGUACUGUGAUCAUAGAAGCUGGAGAUCGGGUGCGCGUCCGAGACGAUAUGCCUUUGCCUACGCUUGAGAAACACCAGUUCUUGAUCCGAACGGAGGCCGUGGUAAUCAAUCCUAGCGACACCAAAACGCGUCCUGAUUAUACCGCAACCGUCGUCGCUUGUAGGCCAGAGGUCACAGAGGUCAAGGUUGGUGACAGGGUGUGUGGAGCUCAGCAUGCCAUGAACGCCAACACACCUCAUCGUGGAUCAUUCGGAGAACACGACAUUUCUAGUAUGAUUAUCAAGGAAGAUGCUGCUAGUUCAAGUCCGUGA
This is a messenger RNA of Aspergillus fumigatus Af293, 531 nucleotides long. RefSeq lists its product as uncharacterized. Gene Ontology annotation, molecular function: oxidoreductase activity, acting on NAD(P)H. The record is from RefSeq and is a predicted model, not a curated record. Lineage: Eukaryota; Fungi; Ascomycota; Eurotiomycetes; Eurotiales; Aspergillaceae.